CAAAUAUUUAUCCAGGAACUACAUAUAUGUCAGCCAUAUACAAGAGCAACUAACAUACUAUGUUGGGAAUUUUCCCACGUCAUUAAAGACUUCAUAAAUGUCUAUUAUUUUCAACCAGCACAGAAUAUACAAUCACACAGUUUUAAAACUAAACCUUUAUUGUUAAAACAUUUAGUUUUAUUUCCAAGUUUUAUGAAUAAUGAUAGACACAUAAUGUGUCUAAAUCUUUCAUCAUUUCCUUAGGAUAGAUUCUCAGAAGUAGAAUUCCCAGAGGAACUUCUUAUUUUACCCCUCCCCGCAAAAAUGCAGAAAGAAAUUUACCAGACACCGCUGUAGUAGUGUCAGUCUUCUCUAACCCCACAUAGCUGGAAGAGACCUGCCCUGAAGUGUCUUCAGAUGGCAGAAGCAUCAGGCUUCUUCGCAGGAGCUUCCUGUUCCCUCUGAGUGCCCUGCCUCAGCUGCCCUCAAGGAGCUAUGAACUCGCCAGCAGCUGUCCCACUCCACCAAGCGGUGGGCGCCCUGUCAACCCCACAGAUCUCGCAAGCUGGCAUGGUGCACAUAUCUGCUUGUAAGGACUGUAUGAAAAGAAUGGCAUUCAGGGCAAGCCCAAAAAGGAGAGAUGCCAAGACAAGAAAGUCAGGGCUAAUUGUGACCAAAUUUUCUUUUCAAGCCUCUUUUCUUUUUACUUUUCUUUAUUUUCCUUAAUAAGCACGUGUGAUUUAUAAUGGAAAAAAAUUAACUUAUGGAGGAAAACAAUAACAACAUGAAUUUCUCAAAUUUGGUGUGAGGCUGGAGAUGAUCUUCUGGUUCCUGGGAAAGCAGCUGUGAGUUAUCUGGCUUGGCAAUGCCUCCUGCAAAUCACUGGCUGACUCUGAAAAAUGCAUCUGUACUUUACUCACCAGAAGGAAGGGCUGAUUCCCUCUGGGGCCACCACAAAGGGCAAUCGAUGACUAUCUUCCAGACCUGGAAGAGGGUUCCAAACUGCAAUGUGUAAAACCAAGGAGUGGGUCUAAGGCCAAUCAGUGGGAGCCUCCGAGAGACAGAUCUUUGACUCACUGCCAGAACUUCUGAGCAGAGUAGUGCAAAGAUAAAACCAGCUGCUCCAGGAGGUGGUGGCCUCCCCAUCCUAUGCAGCAUUAAAGCACAUGCUGAGGCCAAUUGCCCUGGAUGGGUUGGUGGCGGUUCAAGUGCAAGGCAAGACAGCAGUUCUCAAACUGUUUGGUCUCAGGACCUUUUUACACUUUUAAAAAUUAUUGAGAACCCCAAAGAAUGUUGUUUAUGUGGGUUAUCUCUAUCAAUACUAACCAUAUUAGAAAUUGAAACUGGAAGUUAUAAAGUAUUAGGUCAGGCAUGGUAGCUCAUGCCUGUAAUUCCAACACUUUGGGAGGCCAAGAUGGGAGGAUUGCUUAAGCCCUGGAGUUCAAGACCAACCUGGCCAACAAAAUGAGAUUCCACCUCCAUAAAAAAAGUUUAAAAUUUUUCUGAGUGUGGUGGCACAUGCCUGUGGUCCCAGCUACUCUGGAGGAACACUUGAGCCCAGAAAGUCGAGGUUUCAGUGAGCCAUGAUCACACCAUUCAACUCCAGUCUAGGCAACAGAGCAAGACCUUGUCUCAAAAAUAAAUUAAUUAGUAAUAAAAUAAAGUAUUUAUGAAUCUUUUUUUUGUUUUGAGAUGGAGUCUCCUCUCUCUCCAGCCCAGGCUGGAGUGCAGUGGCGCGAUCUCAACUCAUUGCAGUCUCUGCCUCCCAUGUUCAAGAAAUUCUCUCAUCCUCCAAGGUCCACCCCAACUCUGUGCACAUCUGUGCGGUGGUUGUGGAGUACGAGACCAAGGCCGGCCGCAUCAACAAGGGCGUGGCCACCAACUGGCUGCGGGCCAAGGAGCCUGCCGGGGAGAACGGCGGCCGUGCGCUGGUGCCCAUGUUCGUGCGCAAGUCCCAGUUCCGCCUGCCCUUCAAGGCCACCACGCCUGUCAUCAUGGUGGGCCCCGGCACCGGGGUGGCACCCUUCAUAGGCUUCAUCCAGGAGCGGGCCUGGCUGCGACAGCAGGGCAAGGAGGUGGGGGAGACGCUGUUGUACUACGGCUGCCGCCGCUCGGAUGAGGACUACCUGUACCGGGAGGAGCUGGCGCAGUUCCACAGGGACGGUGCGCUCACCCAGCUCAACGUGGCCUUCUCCCGGGAGCAGUCCCACAAGGUCUACGUCCAGCACCUGCUAAAGCGAGACCGAGAGCACCUGUGGAAGUUGAUCGAAGGCGGUGCCCACAUCUACGUCUGUGGGGAUGCACGGAACAUGGCCAGGGAUGUGCAGAACACCUUCUACGACAUCGUGGCUGAGCUCGGGGCCAUGGAGCACGCGCAGGCGGUGGACUACAUCAAGAAACUGAUGACCAAGGGCCGCUACUCCCUGGACGUGUGGAGCUAGGGGCCUGCCUGCCUGCCCCACCCACCCCACAGACUCCGGCCUGUAAUCAGCUCUCCUGGCUCCCUCCCGUAGUCUCCUGGAUGUGUUUGGCUUGGCCUU
Pan troglodytes (chimpanzee) is the source of this 2519-nucleotide messenger RNA. RefSeq names its product NADPH--cytochrome P450 reductase-like. Bases 1917 to 2420 code for a protein of 167 amino acids. The record is from RefSeq and is a predicted model, not a curated record. Gene Ontology annotation, cellular component: cytosol. Gene Ontology annotation, molecular function: FMN binding; NADPH-hemoprotein reductase activity; flavin adenine dinucleotide binding. The transcript has a single exon. NCBI's taxonomy places the organism in Eukaryota, Metazoa, Chordata, Mammalia, Primates, Hominidae. Gene Ontology annotation, biological process: response to hormone.